CCACCACAUGGGGGUCUAAAGUGGACAGGUUCCUAAAAGGCUAUCCAAUGACACUUGUUAGCACCGGAGGCAACUGGCAGAGCUGUAAAAAGUCCAAAAAAGGUGGUGAAUGCAGGAGUACGCAUGCGCAAAGACCAACCUCCAGAGCUGGGAACGAUGUCAGAAAUACCUUCAGUCCAUCAUUGCCCUACUCCGAGCCUGGAGAACAGCCGGAGAAUCUUCUGUUUCUGGAAGAUGACAACUGAGAAAUCAGUGGCGGAUUUAGGUGAACAUUAGGGAGGAAGGUAAAAAAAAAAGCAAGUAAUGGAGUAUUGAGAAGGAAUUUUAACUGAAGUCGUAAAGAAAGGAAGAAAGGGGGGAUUUGGCCAAAAUGCGCGCGGAGUUUGAGCGGGUGGAUUACACGCCAGAAGCCCGUGUUGGUUUCGCUCUGUCUCUGGGGGAAGACAUUUGAGAAGAUCGUUUUGGAGGACGGACCCACCCACACACACACACGCACGCACGCACACACACACACACACACACACACACACACAGCCUCGCUUCCGCAGUGCAGAAGUUUGCAGCUUUGCAAAGCUUGAUGCACAAUUUGCCAGAAGUUUUUUUUAACACUGGAUCUUCCUUUGUUUAAUGCUUUGAUAAUAGCCACUAAGAAACACACCAGUUUGAAUAUGAUGCAGACUUUCAUUCAAACUCGUGCAAACUCGCUGGAAGUCUCAUGACAGCUGUUUCGGACACAAUGGAUACUUGUGGAUGUCUUGAUAUGGAUUUACUGCCUGUGUGUUUACGGAUCUAGUCAUUUCUGGGCUCUCCGACAAAUGACCGACACGUUUUUAAAGUUCCUUCUCACCGUCCUUACCCAUCCUUCAUCUAUUUAUCAAAUUAUUUACGCUUCCAUAAAGCCGUAACUGCGGCAGCAUGCAAACCGCGGGGUUCCCGAUGGCCCUUGCGGUGCUUUUGACCAUGUUAACGGUGAUGGACGUGAAGGCGAGCGGGGAGUACUGCCACGGCUGGCGGGAUCCACAGGGCGCUUGGCGGGACGGUUUCCAAUGUCCUGAGCGCUACGACGGCGCCGAGGCGAUUAUCUGCUGCGGCAAGUGCGAGCUGCGUUACUGCUGCUCCAGCAUCGAGGCCAGGCUCGACCAGGGCACCUGUGACAACGACAAGCGGGGCAGAGAAGAGCCGGGUGCGGGCCACGAGGAGGGCAAAAAUUCCGGUGCAGUGCCAAUCUAUGUGCCUUUCCUGAUCGUUGGGUCUGUCUUCGUGGCAUUCGUCUUGCUUGGCGCUGUGGUCGCCGUGUGUUGCUGUCGUUGCCUUCGACCCAAACAAGAACCUGCCUCUGGUGGUGGGCGUCUCCUGGAGUCUAUCCCCAUGAUGACCUCAAGGGGUUCCUCCUCCCGUCAAUCGAGCACAGCCACCUCGUCCAGCUCUUCAGCCCCACCCGCUGUCACUCGCCCUAUCCCUGGCCCUCCUCCGGCCUCAAUUUUGCGCACCCAGGCCUCGUGCUGCCUGCCGCCAGAUGCCAGCGUUUAUGUCAACAUGCCCACUAACUUUUCAGUGUUGAACUGCCAGCAGGCGACACAAAUCAUGCCCCAUCAGGGUCAGUUCCUGCAUCCUCAAUACGUUGGUUACGCCCAUGCAGUCUCACCCACCCCGGCCUUCCUGGACCCUACGCAGGCCUACAGGCCUCUGCAGUCUCCAUUUCCUCCCACAAGUGUGACAAGCAUGACAAGUGUGACAAGCAUCAGCGCAGAGCAGAAGCAGCCAGCCGUGACUAUAUGAGAGACUCUUUGUAUAUGUGAGUCAUACGACGAAGGAGUAAACGAACAGUUAUUAGGACGCUGAAUCCCAGGUCAGUUCAGGGCGAGACGCAGUGUUGUGCGUGUCAUGUGCGCUGCAGACAGUGUGUUCACUGUUUGUGUUGAGAGGAUAGCCAUCCAUUCACUCUAUCAGCACACAUCAUGGAGAAAGUGGAUCCUGUGCCAAUGCUGUCUCCUUAGGUGCCUGGCCCAUUUGCUAAAAAGUUUUUACUCCUAGAAUCUCUACCUAAGGUGGUAGCCCCCAUCAGAUGUGCCAAUAUAUGUUCAUUUUCUUACAGUAAAGAUAAAUAAAUACUAGACCCCAAUUAGUAGGUGACUACUGAAGCCAUUAUUCCACAGUGCCUCAACCCCAGAAGAAAGUGCCCCAUCUACACCUGACUUGCCUUCAUUUUUUUAAAAUGAUUUUUGUUUUCUAAAUAACUGAAGGUAUAUGAUUAUUUUUCCUAAUAUAAUGUAUUUUUUUUUUUUGAUUUGUAAAUUGAAAUAAUAAAA
Messenger RNA from Tachysurus vachellii, 2309 nucleotides. Its product is annotated as protein shisa-2 homolog. Lineage: Eukaryota; Metazoa; Chordata; Actinopteri; Siluriformes; Bagridae. The record is from RefSeq and is a predicted model, not a curated record. The transcript has 2 exons. Bases 916 to 1779 code for a protein of 287 amino acids.